Molecule: messenger RNA, 9626 nt
Organism: Ixodes scapularis (black-legged tick)
Lineage: Eukaryota; Metazoa; Arthropoda; Arachnida; Ixodida; Ixodidae
Exons: 21
Coding region: 12-2741 (909 amino acids)
Biological process (GO): regulation of proteolysis; proteasome-mediated ubiquitin-dependent protein catabolic process
Cellular component (GO): cytoplasm
Molecular function (GO): ubiquitin protein ligase binding
Source: RefSeq, a predicted model, not a curated record
AUCACGACAAUAUGGCGGACGAAAACAUAUACUGCGGGAGCUGGAAGAUCACGAAAUGCAUAUCGCUGGCCGCAGGAACUGAGGUUGCAGAUGUCGAAGGGACGGAGUUCACGCUCGACGAAAGCGGAGACCUUACUUGGAAGAUUCCGGACAACGCGGAAUCCAUGCCCUUCUUCAGUUGUGAGACUUUCGAGGUGUUUCUUGGGAACCCGCACUACAUCAGAUUCUUCGGUACCUUUGCCGGUCACGUCAUUGAGUUUCGGGUGGCCCAUUCCGACGAAGACGGCAUUAACCUGAUUUAUGAGGGUUGGUGCGUCCUGCAAUGCGUAAAGCUGGCACAAGCAGAAACGGGUUGGGACGAGCCUUUCAGCUAUCUGCAUGCGCUCGAGGAAGGCUACUUCUCCGACGCUGUUAUCACGGCGGAAGGUGGAAAACAGCUUCCGGUGCACCUGACAUUGCUCCGGCUGAGCUGUCCCCUGGUGGACUGGAGGUCCGGAAGUCCGCUGGACGGACUUCCGGACCCUGUGGUGCGGGCGGCCCUGCACUGCGCCUACGCGGACUGCCUGCCUCCUGGAACCACCGAGGAGACUGCACGGUCCUGCCUCGCACUGCUCGGGUCUCCUGUUGUGGGGUUCGAGAGGUUGACCGCGCUCUGCCAGCUCUUCCUCCACAAUGCGGCCGUGCGGCAACAGGUGGUAUCCCUGGUCGCCGACAUGCACCGCUGCGCAUCGAGCGUCGUCGACUGCUUCAGCGCCAAGGUCGGCCCAGAGAACUCGCCCGGCGGUGGGCACCGAAGUGGCGGUGCGGUGGCUAACGCCGCAGCCGCGCCGGCACGCCUCUGCUACGUGGUGGGGCAGGCCCUGCGGGAGUGUGCGGUGGCAGCCUCCAAGCUGCUGCUGCUGUGUGACCUCUUCUCCCGCCACAAGCACCAGCUCUCGCGCGAGGAGAGGCGCGACCUCAUCAAGUACUGCGUGUCCAGGCUACCCAUCUUCAUGAACCAGCUGCAGAAACUGCUCGAGGCGGUCAAGCGGUCAUUCGGGAACCUGUCUUUCACGGAGCGCACGGUCAUCGCGGCCUACGUCGUACCCGAGAUCGAGUCUUCCCUGGACUCGCUGUUCCAACUGAUUGCGGAGGCCAAGUGUGCCCUGGACCUGAUCAUCAGCCGGAUGAGCAACGACAAGGGGUGCUCCGCAUCCGCGGCCUCGGACUCCGAGGGGAAGGCCACCGUCGGACAAGUCCUCAACCGGUCCCUCAGAAACUCCCUGAACGUGCGGGAACUGGUGAAGCUGCGCAGUUUCUACGAAAAGGUGUUUGUGACCUUCAUCAGCCUCAUGCGGAAAAAGGAAAGCUUCUGCGACAUGGGCAGUGGGAGCAAGAUCCGGUCGGUUGCGAAGAAGUUGGAGCAGUUCAUCGAUGAGAUUCCCAUGCUGCUUCUGCGCAUCGAAGAGCUUCGCUCGGCGGUCUUGGAAAAGCAGAGCUGGAAAGAGUGGAAGUUUCUCUUCAAGCUUGGCACUUCCAAAGUGACCUGGGUGCUGAACAAGCUGGUGUCUCACCGUUCCACCCUGAAGACGGUGGUGGCCCACUUGUGCGACCUGGUAGCCAGGGACCAGUUCACCUCGGCGCUUGUGCAGCUGGGAGUCUUGACACCUGCGUCCGGGCAGCCGCACCAGAACGGCGUGGAAAACGACGAUGCGACGUCAGCGCCGGUUGCAGCGGCAGUCUCGCCCGCUGUGGAUUCCUUGCAGACGGAAUCGCUGGAAUCCCUGUGCGUUCCGCCUCCGGCCAGGGAUAGCCGGCUGGCCAAGGACAGUCUGCAGUUGCUGCUGGACGGCAAGGACACAGACAUGUCCUUUGAGAUUGUGCCACCCGUCGUCCCCGGUUACGGAGGCGAGUCCAGUCCAGAAAGCGGAGGCGACGCACUGACAGUGUCGCACCGUCGAAUCGAGGCCCAUCGGGUCGUGGUGGCAACACGCUGCAACUGGUUCAAGAAGGCGCUGCUAAGCGGCAUGCGGGAAUCCAUUGACAGGAAAAUAGUGGUCCACGACACUCACCCCGAGGUGUUCCGGCUCUUCCUGGAGUACCUCUACCGGGGCUGCCUGGACUCGCGGACUCUGGCCACGGAACAGCUGGUGGAACUCAUGCAGCUCGGAGACCGUUAUGAGGUGGACAUGCUGAAGCAGAUAUCAGAGGAUGCGCUCAGAGACCACCUGGACGAGGACUCGGCGCUGUUCCUGUUGAAUUUGGCUGAUCAGCUGAAUGCACGAAACCUCAGGAACUCAGUUCUGGAGUUUGUGGCCAUCAACAAAGACGUUGUGAAGAGUGAGGGCUACUUCGAGUUGCCCAAGGACCUGCAGACGGAGAUCAUGGAGACUAUCACCUGGUUUGAGCUCAGGAGUUCCCAGAGGGCGGAGGACACUGCCCCUUUUGGCCGGCCGUUUGAGGUCACCAGCCCCGGCUCGGCGUCUUCCAGCCUGCUCGACAUGGACGAGUUUGCCUCGGCACUCAACAUCUCGGGCAAGGAGCUGACCGGCAACGGACACGGCGAGCGAGGCGCGGCUCAGUCCAGCAGCUGGAACUCCUUGGAAGAGCUGCCCCUGACCCACGACUCGGCACAACUCGAGGUGUGCGUGGAACAACUCCGCGACGUCGUCGGCGAGGCUGUCCCCCGGGAGGCCCUCGUGCAAGUGUCCCUGGCCGCCGACUACGACGUCAACCGGGCUCUCAACUUCUUCUUCGCCUGAGAGCCUGCAUUGUGCUGCAGCGCGAGUCACGGCCCGAGCUGAAACCAGCGGUCGUAGCGAGUUGCCUUUUGUUUGAAUGCGGCUGCCUCUCGCAUCGCAGGUUUCUGCGUCGGAGAGAGAUAUUCUAGGUGUCUCUCUCUCUCUCGCGAUUACCUCCACGGGUUCAUCAAAUGCUCACCGCGGCGUCUUGAGUAUGAUAAAUCCUACUUUUACGGAUGGAAAUGAGACGGACAUCGGACUGCCAAUUUUGACAGUGUCGGCGUAAGGACGCGACGAUUAACAAGCUUCCACCGCGCUUUCUACGCACACUAUCGAGACUGUCGCUGGCAGUCAAUGAUCCCGGUCAUGACGUCCCGGUUAGGAGUCGUGCGAGAGAGCCACCGAAACGUCUCAUUGCCAAUGGUCGCCUCUGCCUUUUGCUCUCUCGCGGUAAAGGCACUCGACAGAGCCACCUUCCGGAGAGAUGGGUCGCGAGCAAAUUUGUCGCCGUUGUCUAGUGUCGACUUGUGAGAACUUGGGUUCGAGAUUUUGCCCUGCAACGAAGGACGGUUCUUGUUGGUCGCUCAUGGCGUUGAGGUCGUCGUUGAGUGCAUUCGCUUGUGGGCAAGUUUGUCGGCGGAUUCGUGACUGGGGUCGCGAGGCCCGACUUUCUGGUCUUGGGUGUAAGGCCUCGUGUUGAGUUUUAAACCUUUGUGCGACAUUUCGAGGUCAAUUUUAGGGUGUCUUAGGAAUUGAGUACCUCGGAUCGGGUUCCUCGGUUUGAGGCAGUCUUAACUCUGAAACUAUUUUUGUGGUUAGCUUGACAAAGGUCAACAACUUGGGAAGCUCUGUUCCUAGAACCCCCUGAAUAGGCGGGCUUGCUACGAGGUAAUUUGGAUGUUGCGUUGGUUUCAGAAACAAUCACGAGCUUUGAGAGCUGCUGCUUUUAAUUCAGAGAUGGCCUUAGAGCAGCCAUGAUCAAGCUAGCUGUUCAAGGUCACGAUGAUAGGCGACUUUCAACGACCUGCCGCAUUUUAGAUCAAUUUAGAUAACUUGAGACACUCCAAGAAAAUAGUUUGCUGACCGGCACAAUGACAACGACACAUCUUUAGGAAGUGCUGAUGAGAGCUCUAUUUACUUGGGUUUUAUUUUAUCCUCAUUUAAUUGAAGGACAGAAAGGUUGAUGUUUUCCCAGCAGUAUGAAGUGGGCAGCCUGCCUGGAACGUAUCGGGCCACAUCACCCACUCCGACUGCAUUUCCGAAGGCCUGAUAUUUGUCAUUGAGGGGAAAAAAGAUAUAUUAAGGGUCGCACAUUAUCAGGGGCACAUUUGCAAGGACUGUAACUUGCUUUACAUGAGGUUGGUGUACAGCCACUAAAUGUUACAUAUUUACAUUACACAUGCAUCACAUAACUAAACUGUGUACUAGAGGAAGUUUUUUUGUUCUGUUUUUUUAUUUCCGCAGCCCAGUGGAAAGCUUUGCUAAACUUCAAUUUGGAGAUGAGAACAUCUUAGAGAGCAAGCACGAAGCUAAGCAGGAGCCCCGCGAAAAGCGUCAAACUAAAAUGCCCAAAACACGUCUCCUUGCGGGGGACGGCUUGUUUGAUGUGUAACUUGACCUUGACGUGUCCUAGUUAACUUGCAAAGCCAGUGGGGCAGCAGGUGUUGUUGUUUUUGCACUCGCAGUGUUCAAAGCACUCGUUACAACGCGUUUCUCCGUCUUAUAGCACGACAAUACAUUGUUUGUCUCUGUGUGUGUGUGUGAACAUGCCUUUUGGAAGUUUUAUAUAGAACUCUACAUGUGCAAGGGAGAACAGAGCCGCUUGAGAACAGUUGUGAUAGCACCAUUUCAGUCUGUUCGAGGGCGUGCGCUAGCGUCGGCGACGACGAUUUAGCAUUUCCGAAAGCACCACGUACCCCGUCACUUUAAAGGUUCGAAAGAUCACUUACUAGUGCUGUUGUGCUCUGGAGUUAUCUCUUAAUCUCUCAUCACCCCAAGACCCUAUCAUGUUGGGAAUUCUGAAAUCAACCUCUCCUUUUGCACACGAAACGCGUAACGUUUGGAACCAAGAUUUAUUGCAAGGACAGAAGGAUACAUGCACUGCAGAGGACACAAUGAUUAAGGACAGUUCUUAACAGCCAUGUCUCUACGAUUCUUCAUUUAAUAUUCCUCGGGACCAUUACCGCCCUUCCUUCCUUAACCCGGCCGCACUUCUACCUGCAAUGCGUUGAGUGGUGUUGACAUACAUAGUCUACCAUACGGACGGACAGCAUGGUCCCAUAAAUGUCCCGGUGACGUUCGGGGGAAUGAAACGACAUCCUGAAGACGUCCUUGAAAGCACGUGUCCUGUCAGGGUAUAGCCACUGUUUGAGCGAGCCAGCUUCCUUCGUUUUAGUUACGCAUUCGAUCAAGCAAAUGCGUCCGUGGUGCUCUUUGCUCCGUGGUUUCUCUGCAGCACACAGGUGCAAUAGGGAAAAGUAUCCUGCCCUGUCGCUUUCCCCGUGGUAUUGUGGCGCACUGCGGGAAAGCGUCUCUCUGCGUCACUUUCUCGCAGAAGGCUUGGCUGGUGUCGGAAAGGGAUUUGUCUGUUUGGCUGUGUGGUUGAGGUGAAGAGCUCCUUCCUAAAUGUUUUCUUUGUGUUCCAACGUUGGGAGACCAGACUGCCGCUAUUCGUUGAGCGAGUAUGAUAGUGUCUUCUGAGUGGCUGUUACCUGCUUUAUUUGUCUGUUCUCUUUCCUAAGGCGCAGGCAUUGCAAACGGUAGACUACGCCGAGAUUCAUUUUAAACUCUCAAGGUACAAAGCGCUGUGCCAUCGCCACCGAGAGCAGUUGUCAAGGCGAGAACUGCAGGGUUAUGUAGAGAGAAGGAAACUCGGUUUUUCAUCCCGCAUAAAUAAACUUUGCGUCGCAGUAGGCUGAAACUCUGUGAGAAUGUGACGCUAGCGGUGGUCAUAGAAUGGAAAAGUUUGAGCAAUGACGUUACCUGGAUAAAAAGAUAGAAAAGAAAAACAAUCUCUCGGCGAGCUGACGUCCACCUAAGCCUAGUAUUCAUCAAACUGAAAUUUGAAAUUGUGGGUGCCUGUAGGAUUUAUUUUAGUCAAAGAACUUGUCGGUAAGAACGAAAACAAUGUCAUCCUUCUAACUGGCACGCUUUUUUCUCUGAAAUAAUUGCUACGGGACCCUGCGAUUUCAAAUUUCGGUUUGAUGCUGAAUAUUAAUCGGGCCUAGUGGACGUCGGCUCGUAGAGAAAUUUUUUUUCUUUUGUAUCUUUCGAUUUAGGUAACAUCAUGUGCUUUAGCAUUUGAUCUCUACCGCUAGCACCACAAUCUCGCGUAGUUCCAGCUUUCUGCGAUGCGUAGUAGUUUAUUUCUGCGGGCGGAUAAACCGGGUUUCAUUUUGAAUGUCUAACCCUGUCUGAGCAUCGGAUCUGAUGGCACCUAUCGCUCGGAGCGUGUGACGUUGUAGUAGUACCUGUGUCACCAUAAAUCGUAAGGAUGAAUGAGCUUGUGCAGCUUCCAGGCAGCUAACUUUGGCAGGUCAGCCUCUUCUUCUUCUUCAACUCCUUUUUUAUUGUGCAGGCAUAAGCGUCUCAUCGUGUUACCUAGUCUCUCCGCAGUUUUUGGAACUAGGCGGGUUCCGUCAUUGCGACGACUGUGAACCGACCAGCCGAACCUCUUACGCGGGGCCGGAUGGGUGACAGUUUUUACCUAGUGUCUUAAAUUGUCGGUAUUGUACCGUAUAGAUGUUUGUGUGUGUGGUUUGCUUUUAUUGUUGUGCGUAUGUUCUGCCUCUUUUUUUUUUUUUUUUUUUGCUGGCAAAGUUUUUUUAAGUGGGAUGCACCUUGAGCUGUUCGGUCACCUGCAAACAAAAAUGGUCAUGCUCGUAUCGACGGAAAUUGGAAGGCUACGACUACUUCAAUGUGCCUCACUCUGCCGCCAUAUGACGUGCUACUCUGCAAUGUGAAAAUGGUCACGGCACUUGUAGGGUGCCUGGACAGUUUUUGUUCGGGCCCGUACAUCACGAGUCAACGUUUCCGUGUGUUGAGCGCUGUGCUCGAGUUUACAAUGCGGCAGAAUUUGUCUAUUUUUUAGGUAUUAAAAGUCUGCAAAAAUAUAAAUGGAGGAAGAAAAAGGCUUGAAAGCUCUUCCUAGCCUAGUCAGAAAAGGAGUUGUGCAUUAUGAGUUAGUAAUUUGAAUUUAUAGCUCCUUCCCUAGUUUAAAUCAUCAUAAAUGACCCACAAACACAGUGUAUCGCGAAGAUAGCACUGUCAAAUCGAAGCAAGGAAAUUUCAUGGCUGUGCUAUCACAAGCUCUCUGACUGUGCUUUAGUGCCAUUUUAAACUCCCUCGCUUUGCAUACCUCUACAGUCGCAAGCCAUUUGAUUAUACUUUAAUGCCAUUUGCAGCUUCCCCACGUUACGCAUAUGUACUUCUCUGCAUUGACUUGUUGCACUGCAAAUAAGCAUUCUGUGUGAUGGGUAAAGUUUGCGAAAGAAAGCUCCACAGAAGUAUCUCUAAGGGCACCAGAAUGAUACGGUUGCUUGCAGGUUUUGAGUAUGUUCAAAUGGAAGUUACUGAGACCUAAUAUUUAAUUUAAAUGAUCUCAAAAGAGGCACUACACUUGCAAGGAAAUUCAAUACACUUCUAGUCUUGUUGUCGACUUGUCUAUUCUUGCAUUGUUCACUUUGGUGUUCAUUGAUGCCGUUUCCAUUUUUGUUUUUGGGGAGGUGGGUUUUUCUCUAGUUUAUGCUUAUCUUUUUGUUGUCUCUUUUCUCACAGUCGCUUUUGAUGCCUUUAUACACCUUGUUAUCUCGAGGAAAUUAUUUUAUAUUUUGUGUGCCCGUGUUUACCCAGGCAUUCCGAAGUGAUGCUGUGGAUUGCUUGAGGGAGUGUUUGCAAUAUUUUAUGCACCCUUUGUUUGCUGUGAUAUGUGUGUAAUAUCUUUUAGCAGUGCCAUAGUGGCGGCAUUAUUAAGAACGAUAGACUGCUCCACGGCAAUAGCAUACUUAUUUACCGUUGCUUGAUUGUUAUUUCUAGUUUUCUGGAUCACUUGACUUUCUGAUUUCUCUUAAAAAUGUUUUCGGUGUCGUCGACUGUCCCAGGCAGGAGCCGGUUUACCGUGCAGUCGCGCUUAUGGGGGUUGCGUAAAGUUGGCCGUAUCACCACGACCCGUUUUAUCUUGUCAGUCCCGUCCGGGAUGUUCGAAAAGUAAGGUGGCUCAGUAUGUUUUCGAAAAUUGUUUUCAUUGCUGCUUUAUGACUCGCCAUGCCAUUAACCCUUUGAGUGCCAACUUUUUGGGGUUUUUUUUCUCGUGCUGAACGGACAUUUCGGUCUCAGUAACACUGCAGCGUGCUCUGUGAAGGCUGUUUAUUUGUAUAAAAGACACUUUUAGGGGCAAAAAAAAAAAAGAAAAAGUUUUUUGACGUCUGCAUGCCUCCAACCCAGGACACAUUUCUCGUAUUGUAACUUUUUAGCUGUUGUAGAGGCACCUUGACCUCGCACCCCGAGGUCACUCUUUUGGGUGGCCUUCACGGCCUUUUGUUUAUUCGACACUGUAACUUCUUUGUUUUUGAUGGUUGUCAAAUAUCAAAUUUGUUAGUAAUUUCUAGAUCUCGAUGUUUGGCUUGAAGAGCAAGGUUGACCGUCAUGGAUUCCUCGUUCUGUAACAACGAAGGAGCAUACUGAAAUAGAACUUGCCUAAACAAAACAAUGACAUGCUACCAAAAAGUGGCACCACAAAUAGGAGAGUGCUUUUAUCGCUUGCUCACACAUGCCACUACACAUUAAAAAGAAAAAGAAUAUUGCAAAUUAGUUGAGAGGGCCAGGGAGCAAACUACAUCCUGGGGCAUGGCACUCAAAGGGUUAAACAUACUUUCCAUUUAAUGCUGCACUGUUCAGCAUUAAAUGCACAUAGCAGCACGCACUCUGGGCACGUUUACUUGUGAGUGUAAUGCAAAACAGUUAAAAGCAAAAAAAAAAAAAAAGAAACUGGCUGGCUGAUUGGCUGCAAGGCAUAUACUAGUAGCACUUUAUUGGAAUUCGGUGCAUUGUCACAACAGCUCAAGUUGAACCAUAACCGAAUUCAUCCUAGAAAAAUGCUCGAGCAUUGUCUUGAACAUCGUACUAGAACUUCGGUGUGGUUGCAAUUCCGUGCUAUGCCUUUAGGAACGUAAUACUAACUUUGAGUACUUUGAUUUCUCGUGUUUGUCACAAUGCUUUAAUUACCGUAAUGUCCCGAGAGAUGCCCCAGCCCCAAAAGAUAACUUACCCCUAUUUUUAGCUUGAUUUGCUAUUUUCUUUUAAACACCGAAAGAUAGCCCACUCCUAGUAAUUAUAGUGGCCGGAUCAAUGAUGACCUCGACGUAAAUGCGGCAAGGUUGCUAUGGCGGGAUAUAAGUGGACAUUGCCGACUGGAAAUUGUGCUGUCAUCUCUGCUUCACUGUCCCUCGCCGCGAUAACGAGUUUGGCAGGAAAACAUGAUCUAAAAAUAGUGUUUUUUCAACUUGUUUUGGUUGCACAUCGAAAGUUAGCCUACUCCUUAUUUUUACCCAAUUCGCCCUUGAUUUUAGGUGGGCUAUCUUGGGAUAUUACGGUAUUAUUUCCUGGUAAAACAUUCUGUUGCCUUACCCUUCGAUUGUCCGUGGUACUUCCAAGAGUUAGGUCAGGGUUAUUGGUCUAGCUUGUUUCAGAGUUGUUGCAUUAGCGGUGUACAAUAUAAGUGUUGCAAUACUUUUGCCGUUGGUUUAGUUUGAGCCACUAGUCUGCAAAGGCAUACUUUUAUUCCGACCUCUUAAUCGAAUGCGAGAUUUCUUUCCUCCUAGGCAUUCGCUGUCCACUGCAUAGACAUUGUACAUAUUGUUGCCUCUGUGCGUGAACUAGCAGCGAAUAAACAUUAUUUCAAAACCUUUA